Molecule: messenger RNA, 2454 nt
Organism: Candidozyma duobushaemuli
Lineage: Eukaryota; Fungi; Ascomycota; Pichiomycetes; Serinales; Metschnikowiaceae
Product: alpha-1,2-mannosidase MNL1
Exons: 1
Coding region: 1-2454 (817 amino acids)
Biological process (GO): carbohydrate metabolic process; endoplasmic reticulum mannose trimming; mannose trimming involved in glycoprotein ERAD pathway
Cellular component (GO): membrane; endoplasmic reticulum
Molecular function (GO): calcium ion binding; mannosyl-oligosaccharide 1,2-alpha-mannosidase activity
Source: RefSeq, a predicted model, not a curated record
AUGCUUUAUGCACUUCCGUGUAUCGUCUGGGCGCUCCUCCUACCGUCAAUAUCGGCCCUCCGAUUCGACGAGCAUGCUGCAUUCACACCAGCCCAUCUUCGAGAGCUAAAAGCUCAGACAAAGCUACUUUUUCAGCACUCAUGGGACUCAUACAUGGCGUUUGGGUUUCCUGCUGAUGAGGUACGGCCCAUUUCGUGUGAACCAUACGGUCCGGACUACUUCGACCAGCUGAACAUGCGGAAUGACGCUUUGGCCAAUGUGCUGCUGACAAUGAUAGACAACCUAGACCUGCUCUUUGUCAUGGAAGAGUGGGGUGAACUUCGAAAGGUGUUGAAGUACCUCCAUGAAAACCAGGCAACAUUGUUCGAACAAGAUACCAUAGUUCAGGUGUUCGAGGCGCUGAUUCGGUGGCUUGGUGGCCUUCUACUGGCACAUUUGUUGCUUACAGAUGUACCCUGGCCAAAUAAGCCGGAAUAUGCUGAAGUAAGGCAAAUUUGUGAAGAGUACGAUGGUUUUCUACUCAUCUUGGCCUAUGAUCUUGGCAUACGCUUGAUCCCAGCGUACCAGACAGAAACGAACUUGCCAUUUCCACGAGUCAAUCUCGCCAAAGGCCUCGAAGCUGUUCCAUCGAAAAUGAACGAUGAAACAUGCACCUCCGGCGUCACCACGCCUUAUGUCGAAUUUUCCUUACUUUCCAAACUCACUGGCGACUCUCAAUUCGAGCAAUUGACGAGCCUUUCAUUCUGGAAAAUCUGGCACUCACGUUCUGUUCUUGGUCUCUUGUCCAUGACGAUUAAUCCCGUGAAAUCAGAGUGGAUCGACUCCAUCACAGGCGUGGGGGCCCUGGUGGACUCCUUCUACGAAUACGCAGUUAAGGGAUCCAUCAUAUUCGGAGACGACAGCUUAUGGCUGAUCUUCACUAAAGCAUACAUGGCACUCUUGUCACAUCUGGCUCAGAGCAAAGGCAUUCACGAUCCUACCCUUUUCGGCAACGUUAAUACAGGAAGCGGUGAAUUGGUCUCCACCUGGAUAGAUUCACUUGGUGCCUUUUGGGCUGGUGUUCAGGUUCUAGCUGGUCGCCUUACAGAUGCUAUUCUGAGCCACCUCAUCUACAUGAAAAUGUGGGAUUUUUUCGAUGCUGUUCCGGAACGAUGGUCUUUUCUCAGUGCUUCCUCAAAAUAUGACCCAAUUGAAGAGAGAAUCGACAAUGCCAUCAACCUAGAAUGGUACCCAUUGAGACCCGAGUUUAUCGAGUCCACAUACUAUUUAUUCCGUUCCACCAAGGAUCCCAUGUACUUGCAAAUUGGCCUUCGUAUUCUAUCCGUUUUUGAGUCCAGGUUCAUGACUAAUUGUGGAUUGGCAGGCUACCAGAACGUCAAGACGGGGGAGCUUCAAAAUCGUAUGGAAACUUUUGUCAUGGGAGAGCUGCUCAAAUACCUUUAUUUGCUCUUCGACGAGGCCGACGAGGUUUUCUUGCAUCAACCCUUCAUGGCCAGAAAGAAUUGGGUGUUUUCCACAGAAGCACAUCCUCUAUGGUACACCUCCCAGUAUGGCAGCAAAUCUGCCCAAAAUUUUAGAGAUACCCUCCACAAGCUUCAAAAGCAUGACAAGUCAUCUAAGGUGUCUCCCUACAAGCGGUCUUUUAUCAAGACCCUAUGGCUGAAGCUUGCAAGUGCAGAUAGAAGAAUGGUGGACAGAUUAGUCGAGCCACCAUCUGAUAGAAAUGCUACUGAAGUGAAUUGGGAGAGGCUAGGCGUCACAGACUUUCAACCAGCUUUAUCAUCGUUCGAUCAGUGUGAAGUGAGGCCUAGACAGUUGAAAACACACGAGCAUUCAUUCAUGCAAUCGGGCUACUAUACAUGGAAGAGUCUUUUCCAGCCCGAAGCCAAAUUUCAAAAUACACUAGUCCGUCCGCCUCAUUUACAGAGGCAUUCGAAGCUGUCCCCAAACCACUACAUCGAGCUUACUCCAGCAUUUUACCAUACAUACACAGCAUUUGCACCCAAAUUAAAGGGUGACAAACUAUACCUUCAAUGUGCCCGGGCACCGACAACCAAAGAAACCGAUUGUGUCUUUGGCGAUCCAGCGAAGCCAGAAAGUCACGAAAUGUACAUCGUGAAGCAGACAGCGAAGAGCUCUAAAAUGUCACCUAAUGAUGUGGUGAUGCCUAGGCUCUCUGGGCGCUUCAAGCUAGAAGUUCUCAAGCUUGGAGAGGUCGAUUCCACCAAUACGCUUAUCACCAAGGACUACAUCCGUAAAGCCCGGCCAGAUACGUGGGUUUCGAGAAAGUCAGAAGUUUUUCGUGUAAUUCGAGCCAACGGUGUUAAUGUGGGCCGGUACCGCACCGUAUGGACUUCUAGAAAAGCCCUUCUGAACACGGACAUGUUUAAGGUUUCGAAGGAUGGGAGGAUAUAUGUCCAGGGCAGCUACAUUGAAAACUUCAGGGUUUACUAG